Manis javanica (Malayan pangolin) is the source of this 4494-nucleotide messenger RNA. RefSeq names its product gem nuclear organelle associated protein 2 (gene GEMIN2). Gene Ontology annotation, cellular component: spliceosomal complex; SMN complex; nucleus. Gene Ontology annotation, biological process: spliceosomal complex assembly; spliceosomal snRNP assembly. NCBI's taxonomy places the organism in Eukaryota, Metazoa, Chordata, Mammalia, Pholidota, Manidae. The record is from RefSeq and is a predicted model, not a curated record.
UGUGCGCCUGCGCCAUGACCGAGACUGCGCAUGCGCUGGUUGGGACGGACGGGAUCGAGAACCAUGGCUUGGGUACCAGCAGAGUCUGCAAUGGAAGAGUUAAUGCCCCGGCUAUUGCCAGUGGAGCCCUGCGACUUGACAGAAGGUUUCGAUCCCUCCGUGCCGCCGAGGACUCCCCAGGAGUACCUGAGGCGGGUCCAGAUCGAAGCAGCUCAGUGUCCAGAUGUUGUGGUAGCUCAAAUUGACCCAAAGAAGUUGAAAAGGAAGCAAAGUGUGAAUGUUUCUCUUUCAGGAUGCCAACCUGCUCCUAAAGGAUACUCCCCAACACUUCAGUGGCAGCAGCAGCAAGUGGCACAGUUUUCAGCUGUUCGACAGAGUGUAAACAGACAUAGGAGUCACUGGAAAUCCCAACAGUUGGAUAGUAAUGUGACCAUGCCAAAAUCCGAAGAUGAAGAAGGUUGGAAAAAAUUUUGUCUGGGUGAGAGAUUAUGUGCUGAAGGAGCUGUUGGACCAGCUACAAGUGAAAGUUCAGGGAUCGAUUAUGUAAAAAUUGGUUUCCCUCCCUUGCUAAGUAUUGUUAGCAGAAUGAAUCAGGCAACAGUAACUAGUGUCUUGGAAUAUCUGAGUAAUUGGUUUGGAGAAAGAGAUUUUACUCCAGAAUUGGGAAGAUGGUUUUAUGCUCUACUGGCUUGUCUUGAAAAACCUUUGUUACCUGAGGCACAUUCACUGAUCCGACAGCUUGCAAGAAGGUGCUCUGAAGUGAGGCUGUUAGUGGACAGCAAAGAUGAUGAGAGGGUUCCUGCUUUGAAUUUAUUAAUCUGCUUGGUUAGCAGGUAUUUUGACCAACGUGAUUUAGCUGAUGAGCCAUCUUGAUGCAGCCGGUCUCAGGGACAGAAGAUACUGGUGAUGAAGGCAGCCUGAGUCUGAGGAAGUGCACAAGUGCAGAGUGUGUCCCUCUUCAACACUGUGAAGGGUCUUCAUCCUAACCUGUGCCCAAGCUGAUACUCAGAAGAUAGAUUGUGUUGAUUUGAGUAUCUGAAGUAUCUUUGAAAAAUCCCACCAGUAUUUGUUGAACAGUUUAAACAGUUUUCUCCACAUGCUUUUCAAACAAAUUGAGUGCCAUUUAUUGGUAAAGCAUCCUACACAGAAACUGUGUGAUGAAGUGUUACAGAGGGGCUUGGUGCUGUUUCAUUGUUUAUUUACAUAUAUAUACAAUUUUAUUAACAAUAUAUUUUGGUUACUAAAAUUUUCUUUAACUCUUGAACAAAACAAAAGACAAAUGGAUAAAUGCCCUUAGUAUUAGAAUUAAGAUAAUGUAGAUUAAAUGGCAGUGCCUUUGUAGUCAGCAACAAAAUCAAAUGUCUUUCCUUUGAGCUCACUACUUUUAUGCACAAAGAAAACUUUUUCCUUACAAAUCAUUUUUAGUAACACCCUAAUAGGUAACAGUUUUAAUUUUUUUGCUGAACCUUUUGUUCAUAUCACUUAGGAUUAAUCUACUUCUGUGUCGGGUAGUUAUAUUUUCUACUUUAACAGAAGAUCCGAAUAGUGGUGGUUUUUCAAAUAGGGGUUCAUUUUUCUUACAGAACAAAAAGUCUAAUGAUGCUGGAUACUGGCAUUGGUUCUAUGACUUCACAAUACCGUCUUUUUAAGAGUCUCUUGGCCUUUCCCUCAUGGUAACAAGAUGGCCACUAAAGCAUAAGGCAAUGUAUCUGUAUUAAAUUCAGGAAAAAGGGAGAUGAAGACAGAGCCUUCCAUAUGUGAUUCUUUCUAACGAAAGCAAAACCUUCCUCAUAAAUCUAUAGCAGAUUUGAGUUCUGUGGGACACAAGUGUAUAUAACACGAUCACUUCUAACUACAAGGAAGAUGGGGAAGUGAAAUUGGCCCUUCCAGUCCUUCUAAUGAGAGGUAGAAAAGGAAAAGGGAAUUAGAAAUAACUGGAUCAAGCAACCAAUAGUUUUGCCACCAGUUACAAAGAGAGUAGAUGGUAAUUACAUAUUUUGAAUCUUUUCUGCUGAUUUUUAAAUUAUAGCCUAAUAGUCCAAGUUGUAUUUUGCUAUAGUUUAAACAUGCUAUCAUUAUUAGUUAUCUAAUCUGUUUUCAGUGUUAAUCCAGUAUAGGAAAUGCUACUAUGAAUAUUUUCAAGGACAUAACUUUUUCCUUUGACCAGAAGUUCCCAAGAGUAGGAUUGCAAGUCAUGAAAGUCUAUCAGUUAAUAUUGCAUUUGAAACUUAACUGAAGUUUUAAAAAUCAGGUACUUAUUUUUGUUUCUAAUAUAAUAAUUAUGCUGUAAGAAGUUCAGGGCUGAUAAAAGCAACUCUACUAUAUCUUAAAUGUCCUGGGCUACAUUCAGAUUUUUCUUUCACAAUUUUAGUGUGUAAUUUUCAUUUUUCAGUCAUGAUAUGGUUGCUUUAUCUCUUGCCUCAUAUCCACAUUUCAGAAAGGAUAAAAAGGCCCCACUCCUUAUUGCUGUAUCAGAGGGGCAAAACCUUACAAGAAACCCUCAACAACUUAUAUAUCAUUUGCUAGAGUUAUGACAUUUUCUAAUUAAAAAGAAAAGCUAUAAAUUAUAAAUAUUUAGCUGAGCAUAUUGCCACUUCUCCCAAAUAUAGAGUUCUGUUGGAAAAGAGGGAAGAGUGGAUAUUGGGUAGGCAGGCAGCAGUGUCUACUGUGGAGUUUAGAUGUCCAAAUUGUAUCCCAACUAGCUGUUAAAACCUCACAUUUUUUGCUUAUUUGUUUCUUGGGGAGUUGAGCUUCAGGGGCUGAUUUAAUGAAGGUAAAGUGUUCAUUAUUUUAAUUUACAUUUCUUUCUACAACUAGUGGGUGAGUGUGUAGUUAGGUACACUGCUCAGACAGAAGAAUAAAAUUUCUGAGGACUAAAAAAUAUAAAAAGAAGGCAGUUUGACAUGUGCAGAAGAGAAGUGGUGUAAGAAAUUAUUUUAAUGCAAUUACACUUCUGUUAAGUCUAACAGAAUAAGCCAAUUAGAGGCUCAACUAAAUUAAAAGUUCUACUACUAAGGACAAAGCUACAAAAAUGUUUUAGAUAAUACUGAGAAAGAUCACGUGGACCUGUGUCCAUACCAAGUUUAUAUUUUGCUAUACAUGUUACCAAAUUCUCACCAAAGUUCUUUAAAAAAAGUUUCCCAAAUAAUAUGCCCUAGAAUAAUUGAUUUGUGUGAGCUAUUAAUGUUUCUGGAAAAAAUGGUACUGUGAUUAAAUGCUAAUUAAAAUUAAGCUGAAUAUUAUUUGAAUUUUUCAGAACCUGUAACAUUCCAUUAAUGUGCAUUAAUCAUCCACAAAAGGGGAUGGAUUUUCAAAAUGUAUUUGAACACAGUACUCAUUUUUCAAAGACAAUUUGAAAAACUUGUAGGUUCCAUCCAAUUACUUAUCAACUCUGACUUCAAAAUGUGUGCCUAUCACAGUUUUUGCAAUCAGUUUGAUGCUUACCCAGGUCUGGGUUGAACUCCCAUCCUUCAGCUAUGUUUUUGUGGAACUUGGAAACAAUUCACCAGGUAACCUUGGCUCUGGGAUUUUGCUUUCCUUUAGUCACUUCAUGUUGGGUUCUGCUAUGAACUGAGUAUUUAUGUCCCCCCACAAAAUGCUUAUGUUCAAACCCUAACCCUCAAGGUGGUAGUAUGAGGAGGUGGGCUUUCAAGAAUUGAUUAUUAGUGCCCUUAUAAAAGAGACACCAGAGAAUUAGCUAGUCCCUUUCCGCCAAGUGAGGACACAGUCAAAAGAUACUUGUGAACCAGGAAGCAGAACCUCGUUGGAUGUCUUGAUCUUAAAUUUCAGCCUCCAGAACUGCUGAGAAAUAAAUUCUUGGUUCUUAGAAGCCACCCAGUGUAUAGUACUCUGUUACAGCAGCCCAAACAGACUAAGGUUCUGACAACAUCUCGAGUUCUAAAUCCCUUUAAUGAGGUUUGACUGCUAGGCAGGAGGGAUUAAGCUGUUGUUAUGGUUAACAUAAGCCAUUGACUAGACAGCUUAUGUAUGUUAUCCUCAUUUGUCAUUCAUAUACAGUACAGUUUUCUACUUUUGAAACAUACGUUUGCUCUUUAAAUAAGUCUACUAUUUAUUUGGUGCCCCUGAUGACUAUAAUUAAGAUGAAAUCCUACGAAAGGAUACUGAAAGCUAAGCUUUCUAAUUUCGAGGCUUUUGAAUCAUAAUGUUCUGUGUGAUACUUUUAUUAUUUCCAUGUAUACACAAACAGGCACUGCUAUAUACAUAGUCUCAAUGUUUACAUCAAUCCUAUGAUUAUCCUUUUUAACAGAUUUAGCCCAUGAACUUCAAAGGGGGAAAAAUAACAUCUAUUUUUACUAUCCUCCUGAUACUUAAUUUCUUUCAAUUAUGAAUAUAGGCAAUAAAGUGUAUUAGUGUUCAUCAAUACCUGUGACAGCAUCACAAGUUACAAAUGUUUUCAUACCAAAUUGUAGUUGCAGAUACUUCAAAAUACACUGAACUUCAGAAUAUAGUAAUUAAACCUACCUCUAGAUCAUG